UUGUAUAUUUGUAAACAUUGCAUAUACAUCGUUUUUAAACUUCAUCAGCAGGAAAAGGAAAGAUGUGCUCGAGAAAAUACCUUUCUUGCAAGCUUUACGACAACAUUUGUCGUAUGUGGGAGGCAAGACAGUUAUGCGACGUUGAAAUCGUGGGUCGCGAUGGAAAUUCUAUCGAAGCCCAUCGUUUAAUACUGUCUGCCAUCAGCCCUUACUUUCGAGGUAUGUUUACAGCGGACCUGUGGGAAAGUACACAAAAAGUUGUGAAACUGGAAAGCAUCGAUGGGGACACAAUUGCUUCUCUUGUGCGGUUUGCUUACUCUUCAAAACUUGAUGUUAGUAGUAGCAACGUAGAAUGCCUGUUGACUGCUUCAAGUCUACUUCAAAUUAAAGAAGUGGAAAAAAUAUGUUGUGAUUAUUUGCAAGAGCAAUUACACACUUCAAAUUGUCUUGGUAUCUGGGCCUUAGCUGAACACCAGAACUGUCGCGAGCUGGCUGCAUUUUCCUUCAAAUUCAUCUUGAAAAAUUUUCCAAGUAUUUAUCAAGACGACGAAUUUCCUUGUCUGUCAUUGAAUCAGGUUAAAACGAUUCUCGGGGAUCCAAAUUUAUCCAUAAACUCAGAAGAAGAAGUUUUCGAAGCCUGCUUAAGAUGGAUUGGAUCAACUGGUACAAGAGAGGUCUGCCUUCCUGAUCUCUUGGAUUGUGUUUUCUUGGGCUCAUUGACAGCUGAUUACCUCAGAAAUUCUGUUUUGAAAAACAAGUUAAUAUGCAACAAUUUAGUCUGUAGUGAAAAAGCUCAAAAAGCCUUGAGAUUUUCAUUUGCUCCUCUAUCUGAGAAACAGAAAAGCUCAUUUGUUUUGCAGAAUUCCACGAGGGUUGCAGAUGGCUAUGGAGACCAGUUACUCACGAUUGGAGGAUUAAAUGGUACCAAUGCUGUAAAUGCAGUAGAAUUAUAUAAUAUGUACACAGACUCAUGGGAAUCUGCAGCAGAUAUGCCAUGUGAGAGAUAUGGAAUAGGUGUUGCUAAGUUACGAGGCAUAAUCUAUUGUUUGGGAGGUUACACUUCCGGUGUAUUUUUAGACAUCUGUGAAUGUUACAAUACAGAAAUGAAUAUUUGGCAAAGCAUGUGUCGUAUGUUGAGGCCACGAAAGUACCUCGCUGCAUCCCAAUCACACAACAGGAUUUUUGCCAUUGGAGGAACCGACGGGAUUGUCAGGCAAAAAUCAGUCGAAAGCUUUGAUCCAUGUAAGAAUGAGUGGAGUUGCUGUGCACCAAUGGCAACGCCCAGAAUGUAUCUUGGUACGGCGAGCAUUGGUGGUUUAAUUUAUGCUGUUGGUGGUCAUGAUGGCGUCAGACGACUAGAAAGUGUUGAAUGCUACGACGCCAGCAAAGAUUGCUGGGUACCAGUGAGAUCAAUGGGGAAUGAGAGAUCAGUGGCAGGUGUUACAACCAUGGAUAGCGUUUUGUACUUCGCUGGGGGUUUUGACGGUGUUAAGCAUUGUAAGGAUGCAUGCAUGUAUGAUCCACGGGAAAACAAGUGGACAGCAAUUGCUGACAUGAACGUGCCCAGGUCAGCUUUGUGUUUGGUCGCAAUGAAAAGUCGACUGUAUGCACUUGGUGGUUUUAACGGUCAGUUCCUUCAAUCAGUUGAAACGUACGAUGCUAGAGCGAAUAUUUGGGAACCUGCAGUCGACAUGAUCAUAAGCAGAGCUCAUUUUGGGGCAUCUGUGUUCUGAUUUCUUCACGUAGCUUCAUUUCAUGUAAAUAUCAGAUAGAAAGUGAGGUUGUAUGGGAAGGCUGUACUUUCAUUUUAUAUAACUUCAUAUAAUGGUCUAGCCACGAACAAAAUAUUUUCUCGAAUGAAUGAAUCGGACCAAAAACGUUUUAAUCCCGCUGAGCUUAUCUUGUCUGGCCAACCAUUAAAAUGCUUUCAAAAUUCAUUAUCAUGACUAAGCUCUCGGUAUGUAAUUACAAAAAUAACGUUCGUAAAAACAUUGAUGUCCAUGUUAGUGUGCCAAUUGAUUGGUAAAUUUUAUAAUUUUAUUCCAAGAAAAGCACGCCCCUCGUGGAGAUCAACCUCAGUUGACGAGGCCAGCAUGUCAAAAUAAAGAUUUUCAUUCAUUUAUUCAUCACGUCACGAAGUAAAUAUAAAGAUGAUAACGCUGACAGAUAAAA
This is a messenger RNA of Xenia sp. Carnegie-2017, 2172 nucleotides long. Its product is annotated as kelch-like protein 2. Gene Ontology annotation, molecular function: protein binding. The record is from RefSeq and is a predicted model, not a curated record. Bases 63 to 1733 code for a protein of 556 amino acids. NCBI's taxonomy places the organism in Eukaryota, Metazoa, Cnidaria, Anthozoa, Malacalcyonacea, Xeniidae. The transcript is spliced from 3 exons.